CCCGCCCUCGGCUGAGCCGCGGCUGAGGCCUGAGGCGGCUCUGCCCGCCCCGCCGAGCGCCCUCAGAGCCUGCCAAUCCCCCUCGAUCUCCGCAGAGCCCAGCGGGGCUCCUCAUCCUCCCCAGAGCCCCUCAGUGCCCGUCCAUCCCUCGGGAUCCCGCUAAAUCCGCCACUCCCCUCCUGGUACUGCUCAGGGCCGCUGUCAUCUCUGAUCCCACUAAAUCCCCCUGUCCCCUCCGCUUGUCGGUCAUCCCAUCCCCUCAGGUCCUGCUAAAUCCUCAGGGCCUGGCUGGAUCCUCCUGUCCCCUCAGGCAUCACUAAAUCCACCCUGACCCAUCCCCUAAGGAUCCCACCAAAGCCCCCUGCCCUCUGAGGGUCCCACUAAAUCCUUUCAUUCCCUCAGCACCCAGCUGGGUGAUCCCAGCCCUUCUGGAUCCUGCUAAAUCCUCGCACCCCUCCAUAUCUACUUGGGUGCCCUGUCCCCUCAAAUCCCAUAAAUCCUCUCAUCCCCCUCAGUGCCUGGUUGUGUCUCCCCAUCCCCUCAGAUCCCACUAAAUUCCCCCUUCCCCACAGCACCUGACUGGGUUCCCCAUCCCCUCAGACUCCACUAAAUCCCUGAUCACACUUGGUGGCCCAGGACUAAUCUUCUGUUGCAGGGGAAAGAGCUCAGGGAAUUUUGUCAGGGUUGCCCUGAGACCUUUGGCCAGGCACCAUGUUCUACCAUGUCCACUUGCUCAUCAACAAGCGGGGGCCGCUGGCCAAAAUCUGGCUGGCUGCCCACUGGGAGAAGAAGCUCACCAAGGCGCAUAUCUUUGAGUGCAAUUUAGAGAUCACCAUACAAAAAAUCCUCUCCCCAAAGUUUGCUAUAGCUCUGCGAACCUCUGGACACUUACUCCUGGGGGUGGUACGGAUUUACCACAGGAAAGCAAAGUACCUCUUGGCAGACUGCAGUGAAGCUCUGACCAAAAUGAAGACAGCCUUUCGACCAGGCCUUCUUGACCUUCCAGAAGAGAACUUUGAGGCUGCUUAUCAGUCCAUUACAUUACCUGAAGUAUUUCAUGAGUUUGAAGUACCACUACCAGAUGUAAAGGCCAUUGAUGUUGCUGAACAUUUUACCUUGAAUCAGAGCAGAGCUGAAGAAAUCACACUUACAGAGGAUUAUGAAAGCAGUAUACUUCUCUGUGAUAGAAACUUUGAUGAAGAAGCAGAUGCACUGAGGAGACAGAGCUUCUUUGAGGGCAGUGUCCUGACAAGCAGUAACAGUCUGGUGGCUGAUCCCAACUCAGCCAGCACCAGCGGAGACAUAUCUGUGCUGCACGAAGAUGUUUACUGCUUCCAGGAUGACUGUUUUGGGGAUGAGGACGAUGCUGCAGAUAUGAUUGUUGAGUCCAACUGUGCAGACACCACCGUAAAGGACGUAAAUCAUACAGUGAGUGAGACAACCCUUUUGUUCCAGGAUGAAGGAUUUCUGCUUGAGCCAGUUGAUGAUACAGCUGUCACCCAGAGGAAAACAAAACAAAGAAAGAGGAAGCUGAUGGUGGAUGCAGAGAACGAGCUCAGCUGCCACACCAUUUACAAGCAGCUCAAUGACUGGACAGACCUCCUGACCACGCUGGACCUUGCUCCCCCAACCAAGAAAGCAAUGAUGUGGAAGGAGUGGGGAGCUGUGGAUAAACUCCUGUUCCAUGCUUCACAGCCUGAGAUUCAUGUUCAGCUGCAAAAGUUGUUUGAAAAAAGCUUCAAGGCUGACAGAUUUAAGAUGAGAGCAAAUGGAAUACAGAGGACGUCUGAAAUGAAAGAAAUGAGAAAAGAGCAAGAUACUACAGAGAUGCUGCCAGUAGAAGAGCCAAGUUACCUGCAGGAACCAGCUCAUUCUGAGACUGAGAGAAAAAUUAGAAAUUAUUCCUUUAUGUUGACAUCACAGAGUGACAGAAAUGAAACCAAUGAGAACUGUGGUGAAAUUAUAGAGAAUGGAGCAGCUUUUUCUGAGAGCUCAAAAAAUUCUCUGGGCCAGGAAGAUGAAGCACAGCAGGUGGAGGUGCCAAAGGAGCAAACAAGGACCAGGAAAGACAGUGAAGAAAUAAGAUGGGGCAAAAGAACUCUUCGGUUACAAAAAACUUUACAGCAACUGAAGAGAUCAGGUGUGUGUUCCUUCAGUUUCCGGGAGCUCUGCCAGAGAAACAACCGGAAAGAAGCUGCAGCCACGUUUUACCUCUUUCUGGUGCUGAAGAAGCAGCAGGUCCUUGAGCUGCAGCAGCAUGAGCCCUUCGCUGACCUCAUAGCCACUGCUGGACCCAUGUUUAACAAGCUCAGAUAAACUGAUCAAAAUACAGCUUAGAUUGCAUUUUCCAGCAUGGUUUUCCUGGAAAAAGGAUGGAAUGUCUUGUCAAACUGUGGGAGAUGAGCAGAGCUCUCAGUCCUCUACAGCAUCCAGUAAUGGCUUGUGAAGGGGUCCUGCCUCAGGUGAUCAAUACAGGGCUUAUUAUUAAUGUUUACAGUUAUUUAUAGUAUAUAUAGUAUAGUAUAUCUAGAUAUUUAUAGUGUAAUUAUUUAUCGUUAUUUAUAGUGUUAUUAAUAUUAUAAUUACAUGAUGAGUUAUACAAUACAUUAAUAAAAUACCCCUAAAAUAUAUAUUCUAUGUAAGAGAUUUACAUUGUGAAGGAUUUUAUAAAAAUCCUCAAAGGAAUUUUAUAAAUGUCCUUGAAGGGUUUUUAUAAAAGUCCUUCAAAACCUUUCUCAGAGACUACUUUUGGAACUUAAAUUACUUUUGACAAGGCUUGUGUCUGUUAAUUAUUGAAUACCAUCAGUAAGAGUUAUCUGUUUACUCUCUGUAGCAAAAAAAACUUAGACUAUUUAAAAUUGUUCCUGUCAAAGAAUGUUCAGUAUUUCAUGUUUUAAGAUCUGGCAGGGUACUGUUGCUUUUAUGUGUUCAGGCAGACAGAGGUUACACUGGCCCUAGAAGAGCCCAGAAGCUGCAGCAAGAACUUCUAUUUCAUAAAAAUCCUGCAAUUUCAGAUUUCACAGAGCUUUUUAACUUAUUAACACCUUUAUUCAUGUGUAGACCUAUUUAAAAAUGGAUGUUAACAGAAAUAUUAUUAAUUCCUUGCAUUUUUAUCUAAUUUAGGAUAAAUUUUAUCCCUUUUACUGUCCUUUUCUAAAGCUCUUGGCUUCUGGCAGCCUCCCACCUGGAGGAGGGAUGGUUGUGCUCCACUCAGGUGCUUUGAUGCUGUGGGGACAUCACUUUUCCUUCAUGUGGAGUCAAUAAAAAUCAGAUGUUUCCUUUG
Molecule: messenger RNA, 3283 nt
Organism: Parus major (Great Tit)
Lineage: Eukaryota; Metazoa; Chordata; Aves; Passeriformes; Paridae
Gene: RAD21L1
Product: RAD21 cohesin complex component like 1
Exons: 12
Coding region: 712-2316 (534 amino acids)
Biological process (GO): synaptonemal complex assembly; mitotic sister chromatid cohesion; replication-born double-strand break repair via sister chromatid exchange
Cellular component (GO): cohesin complex; synaptonemal complex
Molecular function (GO): chromatin binding; protein binding
Source: RefSeq, a predicted model, not a curated record